AUGAAUUAUGACGUCCUUAUUAUUACCAAUGGUACAGCCGUGCAAGUGGAAGAUAGGUUAAAGGACAUUAACAAUCAGACAGGAAACGACAUUCCUGAUAACGCAAGCUUAACCUAUUUGGAUAGCUUCCCUGCAUUAAUAGAUUAUUUAAGUAUGCAUUUUGGCACUCAAAGACAAUUUGACGGAAAAGUGGUCUUUAUGUUUUUUGAAGGCAUAGAAUUCAUACAACAAUUUCUUAAUGAUGUCAUAGAUUACUACAAUACUUGCACUAUGGGACCUCCUUUAACUCCCGAAAGUUACUUUUAUAACACUUACACAUGCGGUCGUCAACCUUCUUAUUCUGAAGGAAGAGACCCUCCAUCUCCUACGUACAUUUCACCCUAUUCCAAAAAGUCUUCAUCGCACCGUCAACUGUGGCUGGAUUCUACUACUUGUUUCACCAUGUUGUCAAAUUGCUACUACUACUUUGAUAAGUCUAUUUCAAAGGACUUUGAUAACUCUGAAUGUCCCUUCAACACAGUGUGCAUUUUCGCUAACGACAUUUUAAAGAAAAUGAACUUCAUGGUUGGCAGAAUUAGAUGCUUAUUUAUUGAUGACGAAAACUUAACAGGAGGGAAGAUAUACCCCUUACAGCAUUUGAUGAUAAACUUCCCUCGCAUAGAGAAACUCGAGUUGAAGUCCUAUCAGGAGUUUAUGUUUAAGGAUAUGGUGUGUUGA
This is a messenger RNA of Lizanozyma spartinae, 717 nucleotides long. RefSeq lists its product as uncharacterized. NCBI's taxonomy places the organism in Eukaryota, Fungi, Ascomycota, Pichiomycetes, Serinales, Debaryomycetaceae. The transcript has 2 exons. The record is from RefSeq and is a predicted model, not a curated record. Bases 1 to 717 code for a protein of 238 amino acids.